Messenger RNA from Danio rerio (zebrafish), 1155 nucleotides. Lineage: Eukaryota; Metazoa; Chordata; Actinopteri; Cypriniformes; Danionidae. The record is from RefSeq and is a predicted model, not a curated record.
AAAAGCAAAUAAAAACUAUUUAAAGACUUUCGACUGAGUAUGUGGUUGUAGAAAAAAAAGUACAAAGUAAAAAAAUAUAAGAGCUAAUAUACAAACAUGACUCUGAAUGUGUUGUUACAGGAGUUGUUGCAGCCUCUGACACAGUAUGACCUCGUCAAGGAGCUACAGUCUUACAGCGACGUGUGUGAGGCAUUGUCCACAGUUGAGCUAGCUGUCGGUUUCCUUGCUAUGACAGGGGGAGAGCCAAACAUGCAGCUAGGCGUUUAUUUGAAGGAUGUGCUGCAGAUGACUGACCACAUGGCUACGCAUGUCUUCAAGGCAUUGAGUCGGUGCAGCCUGAAGCACUGUGUGGCCCUUUGGCAGCUACUCAGUUCUCUGAAAUCUGAGACAAUGCUACGUCUGAAGAGGGAUCCAUUCGUUGGAAUCAGUAAAGAAUACAAGCAGCCAUUGCAGGAGGAACACAAGAGACUGCUCACAAGUUUCUUCACCAAGUCCAGCGCUGAUGCCUUCCUGUUGGAGAUGCAUGAGUUUCUGCUUUUGGUCCUGAAAAGCCCAAAAGCCACAGACACCUACAGGCCUGACUGGAGGCUAAAACACACUGUUGUGUCCUACAUGGAGCGUAAAGAUCUGGAUGUUCCUCCUGAGGUGGAAGAGUUCUUCCCUAAAGAGAUCCUGCUUUCGGAGUACACCAGUACAUGGAACUUUUCCGUUAACCUCAGGCAAAAAAGAAGCCAAAGCUAGUUCUGGAUGAAGCACUUGUGUUGUCUUAGCCAUUGACUUAUAUCAGGGAAAAAGAAAAAAAAAAGCUAACAAAUGACAAAUUGCCUAGUACAGACUGUUGCAGUCAGUGAUAUCUGUGCACCUACUGUAAGGUUAAGUUUGCAAUACAUACAUUUUGCUCCCCUGUAAUAUGAAGGUACAAUCUGUUAAAAUUAUCGCUUCAAGUCUGAAAACAAUCAUAGAUAGGUUUCUAAAGUUUUUGAAGUUGUUUACCAUUCCAAUUUUGUAUUUGUUUACUUUUUCCUUUACAAUACCAAUAAACUCAUCUCUUUAGACUCAUUUAAAGAAUGCAAACUGUUGAAUGUUGAAAUACACACUCCACAUCAUGAGCAAUGGACUUCUAUGAAGUAAAACAGCAAAUUAUAGAAAGCUGAA